Molecule: messenger RNA, 2728 nt
Organism: Hypomesus transpacificus
Lineage: Eukaryota; Metazoa; Chordata; Actinopteri; Osmeriformes; Osmeridae
Gene: fdxacb1
Product: ferredoxin-fold anticodon binding domain containing 1
Exons: 6
Coding region: 358-2340 (660 amino acids)
Biological process (GO): rRNA base methylation
Cellular component (GO): cytoplasm
Molecular function (GO): rRNA (uridine-N3-)-methyltransferase activity
Source: RefSeq, a predicted model, not a curated record
UCUUCAGUUUUGGAUUUAGUCUUACUUAUGAAGUCUUAAAGUUCAGUCCUGCAAAACUCUAUAUAACGCGAACCUCUUCAGCCCAUAAUUCGUUAAACAGUAAAGCCAGUUUUACUCCAAACAUGGAUGAAAUGAUAAAGUUGAUUUGAAGCCAACAAAUACAUUGAUAUUAGCGGGACAGGGUAACUUGCAAUAUAUUCCCAGCCCUCAGGUUAUAGUUGUGCACUUAAUUUGCGGGUGCUACUUGCUUACUUUAGCAUGAAUGCAAAUGGUUGGAUUACGAGUAGAGUUAAAGUAAAAACACAGAUGACAAAUUGCUGAAGGCAAGCAGACAUCGUGACAACCUAUGGAACAGGUAUGUCUGGUAGCGGAUCGGUGCUGCUUGUUGGAGAGGGAAACUUCUCUUUUGCCGCUGGUCUGGCACAGGAACGGUUAUCUAUGGGCGGCAGGGCCAUCACCGCCACCUGCCUACAGUGCAAAAGGGAGGCACUGCGGCACGAAGGAACUGCCACUAACAUCCAGACCAUCAAAGAUUCAGGUGGAGAGGUGCUGUUUGAGGUGGACUCGACACGACUGGGGGAUUGUGAACCUCUUGGUGGUCGCAUUUUUGAUCUUGUGGUAUUCAACUUCCCUCACUGUGGGCGUAAAAGUGGCGUGAAGAAGAACAGAGAGCUCCUCAAAAACCUCUUCCUCAGUUGUGUUCAGGUUCUUAGUGAAGAAGGACAAGUCCACAUUGCUCUAUGUAACGGGCAGGGCGGUACACCAGCUGACCAGCCAAUGAGAGAAUGGCACAAUAGUUGGCAAGUCGUUGUCAUGGCAGCCGAGGCUGGACUCCUUCUUAGUGACGUCCGACCCUUUGAUGAUAAGAAGUUCACGAGCUACAGAUGCACUGGAUACAGGAGCCAGGAUAAAGGCUUCCACGUGACCAAGGCAUUGACCCACGUGUUCACUCGCAGUCUCCCUCUCGGCAACCCUCAGAAACUGAAAAUGCUGGAAACCGUUGGGGAAGAGAGAGUACAUUACCACGUACCGGCUGAGCUGAACGAUUAUAUAAACAGGGACUUCCUCUCUCCAGGUUCUGUCCAUCCCGUCAGGGUGACUCAGGACGUCCUUCUGAACUGCCUGACAGAGGAGUGGUCUAUCUCCAUGGUGACGGAGCCCCUUCCCCAUGUCAUCCGCUUCACCCCCAAUUGUCUGCAGGCCUGUGGCUUGAAAAUGGACAGCAGACACUGCUACUGGGUACAGCCCCUCCACACCGAAGCCUCCUGUCGCGCGGAGAAAAAGACCGACCGAUCGACCAAUCCACUCGCGGGCCGGCCCACUCCUUCAGACGAUGAGGGGAACACCCAGACGGUCGUUGAGGCCCUUGAAGGAACACACAUUAGUACAGUCCCGUUUGUCAGGGAAGAGGGACAAGGGGGCGUAGAUGUGGCACCAAAUGCCGGCCGUGAUUGUGAUGGGGAAAGUGGUGGGGGUUUUCUGCUACGUAGUUCCCUGCUUCCUCAGUUAAAGGUGCGGGCCCCGCUACGGGUGGAUGGGGAACAGGGUAAGGGUGUUUGCAGACGGCAUAGAGGAUGCUGCGUUGAAGGAGGCAGGGGUGAUACCAGUGCUAGGAUUACAGAGGACCAAACUGAGGGGUUUAUUGGAGCUUUGACAGGAGUCAGUGGCCUAGUCUUUCAGAAAUGUCUUAUUAGUCCUUGGGCCCAACCUGCCUUUCAUCAGCUCCUACUCCGAGGUCUGUUUCCUGCUGCAUCCGAGCCUCUCAGAGUUCUCGGGCAGAGUUUGGAGGGGCUGCUGGCUCCGUACGGGGUUUCCCUGAUCCAGGGGCAGGGGGGCCUGGGUCUGACGGCUCAGCCAUUGGGCGAGGUCGGCCGGGUGUCGGUGGACGACUUUACCGAAGACAUCACCAAGGUGUGUGUGAGUAUGUGUCUGAAUAUGGACCUCCUCGCCACACUUCUUUUCUCUCUCCCGGAUUGGCGCAUCCUCUGGUCACAUGACCGCCGCUUCCUACAUUUCUUUCAACUCUGCCCGUUGCCGGGGACACCCUAUCGGCCAUUUUCCUUGUACCCUGUGCACUUUACCUAUGAUAUAAGCUUUUGGGCAGGUUCUGAAUGGGAUGAGCUGAGCUUUCAUGCGGUAGUUAGAGAAGCGAGUAAAGGAACUGUGGAGCAGGUUAAACGCAUUGAUACCUUCUCACAUCCAGACCUGCCUCAGACAAGUUACUGCUACAGGCUCGUGUACCACUCACAUACACAUGCUCUCUCACACACAAAGGCACUUAAACUGCAUGCACACUUGCAAACCUUGCUGGCAACACGCUUACAUGUUGACAUAAGGUAGGUAGGGAAUAGGAGGUUUUAGUAUUGUUGACAGGAAAUGUUGUACAAUUAGCAUAAUAUGCAAGUUAACAAUGAAGAAGCUGGUCUUGGUUUACUUUUAAACAUAUAUGGGGAAUUAAAACUCAGGAAUGUAAUUGUAUCCUUGAUGUGGCAUGAAUUUGGAGUGAUAUGAUGAUGUAAUAUAAUGCAAACCUUGAUAAACAUUAUAUGCAUUUUUCUAUUCUCUUGAUGCUUCAGGAAACAUGUUUAUGAUGAUGUAUUAUGAUGGAGCUUCAUGUAUUCCUCUGUAUCUGUACUAUUUACUGGACUGGUGAUGGUGAAAUGUGUCUUUUGUAUGUUAAGUAUUUGAAAAUAUGUGUGUUCAGUCUUUUAAAUGUCAGUAAAUAUAA